Aplysia californica (California sea hare) is the source of this 3002-nucleotide messenger RNA. Its product is annotated as dynactin subunit 1. The coding region runs from base 155 to 1027 and encodes 290 amino acids. The transcript has 6 exons. NCBI's taxonomy places the organism in Eukaryota, Metazoa, Mollusca, Gastropoda, Aplysiida, Aplysiidae. The record is from RefSeq and is a predicted model, not a curated record.
UAUUUUGAAAUAUUUUCUCCGGAAGUGGUGUCAUGGAAGCAAACAGACGCCACUUAUUGGGCAAAAAGAGAACCAGGAGCCUGCCUUGGAGGCGCCUUGAUAAUUGAUAUUAGAAAAUUAUAUUCCAAUUGUUUUAUGCCUUUUGUCUUGCAACAUGUCUGUCAUUGCACCAAUGCCUAUAAAUAAGAAAGAAUCUGAGUGCUCGUGUGCUCCUUGUAAAAGGUUCUUUAAGGCAGCUCUUAAAGAAGGCAGUGAAUGCAUCAGACAAACAUCUUCUGCUCGGGCUGAUGGCACUGCAGUACUCGGCAAUCAAAGUGGACUUGUUCGAAAAGGGGACCGGGUUGUUGUUCAUGGAAAACAUGCUGGUGUUGUGAAGUAUGUGGGUCUUGCAGACGAUCACAUCAUUGCACCAGAAAUGCAUGUGGGUGUUCACCUCUAUGACAAUGUUUAUUCCACCCACAAUGGUGUCUACAAAGGAAAGAGGUUCUUCUUCUGUCCUCGUGGUCAUGGUGCAAUGGUCAAGUACUCUGAGAUUAGUCAGUUGAACCCAAUUCCACAAACUCGACCUGUAUUGGGCAACCCCAUGUUUCCAAGCUAUGAAGCUGUUAAGAAAAGAAGGAAAGAUAGACAGCAGAAAAUUCAUGAGGCUGAGGAGAAACUGAGGAAAGAAUAUGAGGCAAAGAGAAGAGCACAGAUUGAAAGAUAUUCCAAAAGUGUGCCAUCGCCAAGGAUAUCACCUCGAUCCACUAAGGCCAGUCAGCUGAGGAUGGGUCAAGGUGAAGAGAAACCUCGACAGCCUUUGCAGGAUGAAUACGACAUUGCAUACAGGGACUACCUGAACAGGCAGCGAAGAAACCAAGAACGCUUAGCUUUCUCCGAGUCUCCUGAACAAAUUCAACUCCGACAGAUGAAAAAGGUGUUUGGAGGGGAUGAGAAGGCACAGCGUAUGGCAGAAACCCUUCGGAAACUUCACCAAGCUUAUGAGGAAGGCAAAAUCGUUGCCAUGGCAGAGAGGGAUACUUAUUAAAGAGCUCAUUGUUGAAUGUCACAAUAUUCCAUCUGUGUUUCCAUGGUACCUAUCAGCAUUAAGCUUGUCGCCACAUAGAUGUCUUUCACACUAAUCUGUGAUGCAUGGUUAAAGUGUAGAUUGUGUUAUCUAUAUUAGAUUAUGAUCUGCUUAUUGAAACCAGUGCUCCCUGUGAUAUUUAGUCACUCAGAUCUCAGAUAUCCUCUAUCAUUUCGUAUGUGCAGACAGGCUCUGUAUGUGUCGUUAGUUAACACUUAUGUUCUAUAUAAAUUAAGACAAACGCUCCCUAUAACUUAGCAUUUCAAAGAAGUUCUGACGUAACGUGUCAGAUGCUCCUUGUAACAACAGUGAAACUUUGUGAGGUGCAUGAGCUGUAGAAGAUUAAGUUUGUGUGUGUGUGUGUGUGUAUGUGUUUUUGAGUGUGUGAUGUAUGUGUGUGGAUGUGUGUACAACUAUAUGUGUAACUAUAAUGAAUAACAAGUGUCUUCAACUGUCCAGGAUUCUGACUGUGCAAUCGCCUUACUUUUCCUUGACAUAAUUGCCCUGAAAGUCAUUGUUCAAACAGUGCUGACCUCAAAAUAAUUUGCAUGUCAAAACUUUUUCGAAUCCUCAGUAAAGUAAGGAGUUGGUUACGUAUAUUUGUUUGCAAUACUGACACUAUGUUGUACAGGCACAUCAGAAAUAGGUAUGUCUGUGAUAAGUCUGUAUGUAAAUUUCUUCCAGAGGAGUCCGUUAUUGUGAACAGAUAGAUUAUGCUCUUCAUGCAUACAAGGAUGGUCUCUGGCUCUGGUUUAUCCCAGUCUCAUGUUGGAACAGAAUGAUGUUAGAAAGUUGGCUUUAGAGCACACCGUUAGCUCAGUUGGUAUCACGCUUGAUUACAGAGUGUAUCGACACUUGUAUGAUACAAGUGCCCUAAAAUUCUUACUAAAACUUUAAAAAACAGAGUGGAUGGCCUUGGUUUAAAUCCCAAGUGGGUGUUCUGAACUUGGGCUUACCCGUUUGGCUUUGUCUUAUCAGAGAUGGAAGUUAAAUUCCUGGGUCAACCCCUCUUAACCAACUUGAAGUUUUGAAAGUGGUUUUAAAUCUCUGUACAAUAACCAAUGAGUUAAAAACUUGACGGCUGCUCUGAGAGCUUCUAACAAUUUUUGGUAAUUUCAGAAUUUCUCUUUUGUUGCGGAGUAUUCUAGUUUUAGUACAGCAAAAGUCACAAGAGAGCACUGGGAAUGAAUGCAAGAAAGAAGGCGGAGAGACAGGGAUGACGGAUGUUUGUUAGAAAAGAUGGAGCAAACCACACCAGAGUAACCACCAACUAUCCGCUGAGGAGUAUUCUUAGAUGUGCCAAAGGCUAGAAGUGAACGGCCUGUGAGGAAUUUUAAGAUUCAAUUGCACAUACUUAAGUUACAAGCGGAAGAGGCAUUAAUGGUUUACGUACAGUGAAGUGAACCAAUGCCCCUCAGCAGCAAGCUACAGGGUACUGUUCUUGUUUAUAAUGUUUGUAUAGCUGCAUCUUCUGUAUUUUGUUGGAAUAUUAUACAAAUACUAAUUGACUGGAUGCUUUUAUUUUUGGAGUUAAACUUGAAAUGGUUUUUGUUAGUUACAUAAUUUCAGUUUUUGUAGGUUACUGUUAUAGGUAUUCUAAUCACUAAACAUUUGUAUAUUUGUUGAGUGUUUCAGAGUCCUUCAAUUGAAAAAAAAAUUGAUGUUUCUAAGUUUACUUAUUAUCGGAAAGCAAGAAAAACAUUUUGCUUCCAAAGUAAUAUUAAAUCUUGACAUGUAUUUGUUACCUUGCUGCUUUAUCUUUUUGAAUACACAGACCAUCAAAUUCGAACAUUCUACGACAUCACCUUUGAAUUUGUCAGGUCCAGUGAGUGAAGAGAUUUGAUAAUACUCACACAUCAUUAAACUGUAUGAAAGUCAUUUGUUUGUUAUAUCUAUCAUGUUAAAGCAAAUAAAUAACGAAACAAUUGAAACAAAA